CGAGCGCGGCGCAAGAUGGAGCCGGCCCGCCCGCGCCGAUCCGCCCGCUGCCGCUGGGCAGCCGACGGGAGCCGGACCGAGGCCCGCACGCCUUUGCCAGCACUUCCCCCACCGGCACUCCAGUGUCCGCACAGACAGCCGUCGGACAACGCAGGUGAGCGGGCUUUCAGGGGACGGGCAUCUCUGUCCUUCGCCUCGUAGGACAUAGUUCUUCCUGUGGGUCCUGCCGCCGGCCCAGGGACAGUGGGUCUACAGGAGGGACCUCUCCGAAGUGCCUGCCAUCCUCAGAAACGAGCUUCUUGGGCUGUCUGGUCUGGGCGUGGUGUGCCCUGGGACACAUGUCUGAGGCAGGGGCAGGAGAGGCCCUGGAAGCCGAGCGAGGGACAGAGGACGACGCUCUGCCUUCUGACGCCGUCUCUCUCAGCGACUCAGACUCCGAUUUCAGCCUGCCUGCCGGUGCUGAGAUGGAAGCCCUGUCCCCAGGGGUGCUGCCUGGGGAGGCCCAGGGGGACUCAGACCCUGAUGAGUCUCCUUUGCCUCCGAGGGGCCUCCCCACGGCCUCAGUGCAGCCGUUCCACCUGAGGGGCACGAGCUCCACCUUCUCCCGGCGUAGCCACAACAUCUUUGACUGCCUGGAGGGUGCAGCCAGGCAGGUUGUGCCCUCUGUGGCCCAGACGGGCCCGGGUGACGACGGGGGCUUCCUUCGGCCACCGGCACCCUCAAGCCAGCCUCCAGGAGAGGGCCCAGGCAGGGCUGGUCAGAGCCCUGCCCCCCCGAAGUUGCCCCCCGUCCCUGACUACGUGGCCCACCCUGAGCGCUGGACCAAGUACAGCCUGGAAAACGUGGCCGAGGUCAGCGAGCAGAGCAACCGGGCCGCUGCUCUGGCCUUCCUGGGCUCCCCGAGCCUGGCUGCCCCCAGUGACUACAUGCCCUCUUUCAACCAGGAUCCCUCCAGCUGUGGGGAGGGAAGAGUCGUCUUCACCAAACCCGCCCGAGCUGGCGAGGCCAGGCCUGAGAGGAAGAGGGCCCUAAGGAAGGCUGGAGAGCCGGGCAGGGCUGCACCUGGGAACCUGGGUGCCGCAGGGGGCGAGGGCCCUGUGGAGCUGGCCCACCUGGCCAGGCCUGGGAGCCCGGAGGCUGAGGAGUGGAGCAGCCCCCUCGGGGGCCUUCAGGAAGUGGGUGUGCUGCAGGCCGCUGCCCACACUGGGUCAGCAGCAAGGCCCCCGGUGGUGGAGACUGUUGGCUUCCAUGGCAGCAGGAAACGGAACAGAGACCAUUUCCGGAACAGGAACAGCAGCCAUGAGGCCCCAGGUGCCGAGAUCUAAGAGAAGAGACUGACCAGGCUGGCGGAGGAGGGCAGCCAGGGCCACUGGGCACUUGGGGUGGCGCGCAGCUCGGGGCCUCAGCCCCUCAGGAAGGGAGCCAGUGGGCUGCCAGUAGGAGGUGCCGGCAGCCUGGGCUGGGGCUCAGGGUAGCGGUCUCUGAAGCAGACUCCUUGCCAGUGGAUGGCAAAAACCCUGCCAACCAUGUGCCCCUGGGGCAACAGUAAAGG
This is a messenger RNA of Neomonachus schauinslandi (Hawaiian monk seal), 1552 nucleotides long. It is a transcript of the gene TSSC4, whose product is annotated as tumor suppressing subtransferable candidate 4. NCBI's taxonomy places the organism in Eukaryota, Metazoa, Chordata, Mammalia, Carnivora, Phocidae. The coding region runs from base 339 to 1325 and encodes 328 amino acids. The transcript has 2 exons. The record is from RefSeq and is a predicted model, not a curated record.